AUAUAUAUUAAAUUUAUCAGCUACACAUGAUUUUCAUGACAUAUCAUACAUCUGACAUUCAUGAUAUAGAUCGUCUCUUGUUUAAAUGAUUGACGAUCACGUGGCAUCAUCAAUAAGAUAUUUUUGCAAUUUAGUCCUAUUUUCCUGUAAUCUUCCAUAUUCUUUGAUCAAAUUUUUAUCCACCUUAAUGGAGUUUAGAUCAAAGUAUAUAAUAUCCAGAUUUUUCCAUGUGCAACCUAUUACAGUCUUCCCUUAAAACCGAAAUUUGUCGAUGAAAUGCAAGAUGUUCAUUUAUUCUUUCAUUUCGGAGUUGCUAAAUGUACUCAUCUCUUUCUUGGACUUCAUUCAAUAAAAUCUCAUUUUCUGCGACCAAUUGAUACUGUUCAUAAUUAGUAAGAGGGGGAGGAUGUUGUUGUUCUGCUCAUAGCAACAUAAGUUUG
This is a messenger RNA of Rhizophagus irregularis DAOM 181602=DAOM 197198, 440 nucleotides long. The record is from RefSeq and is a predicted model, not a curated record. Lineage: Eukaryota; Fungi; Glomeromycota; Glomeromycetes; Glomerales; Glomeraceae.